Molecule: messenger RNA, 939 nt
Organism: Ichthyophthirius multifiliis
Lineage: Eukaryota; Ciliophora; Oligohymenophorea; Hymenostomatida
Exons: 2
Source: RefSeq, a predicted model, not a curated record
AUGACUACCACCAUAGAAGUUGAAAAAUUGGAAUCACUCUUAUUAAAUAUGAAAAUAGACGAAACUUACUAACCUAUAAAUUGGGAAAAUAUCACAAAAAGCUAAAACGAGACUACAAAGGCCUUUGAAGCUUUAGCUCGUUAAGUAUUUGCUUUAAAAGAUAACUUAUCAAAGAGUUUCGUCUGUUCACUAAAAGAAUUAAAGGAUUAUGAUUUAAAAGACUAAAUCUAAAAGGUAACAGAUAAAAAAAUUAAUCAAUAAGGUCUUAAGAACCUUUCCUAAUAUGCAAUAUAUGAAGGCGAAGAUUUAAAAAUAAAUUAUCCAGAAUUAAAUAAGGUAGUAAACGAUAAAUAGAAUACUCUUUUAGACCAAAACCAAAAAGUAUAAGCUAAGUUAUUCGAAACUGCUUAAUGGAUAGAAGCUUUUUUGAGAGGUUUUAAUGUAUCAAAAGAAUCAAAUAUUUAAUAAUAAGGUUAAUAGGAAUAAAAAGGAGAUUAGCAAUUAUAGGCAAAUUUUCUUAUGUAAUCUAAUAAAACUUUUGAUUUUCCUUAAGAUAAGUUGAAUGAGGUUGUUUCAAAAAUCCAAGUUACUUAUAUUCCUGAUACUAAAAAAUAUAUCUCUAUUUAAACUUAUUAAUAAAUAGUUGAAAAUUCUGCUGAUAUUGCCGAAGAAGAAUUUACUAGAUUAACAUUUUAAAAUAGAACUGAUAGAAGAAAUAUAAUGCAUUAAGAUAAAAAAAAUACAUGAGUUUAAUGUAAGAAUCAAUGAAUGAUAUAGAAAAUUUACUCAUGAAAGCUUAGGAAGAUAUUUGUAUAAAAUUAGGUAUUAGUUAAGAUAUUUUGGAAAAAUCAGAAAUGUGUUUAAUGGAAAGAGGGUUAGGUUAACAUAUUUUUAUGAUGUAAGCUUCCGUCCGUUAAAAAAUUAAAGAAAAAUUACCAA